Molecule: messenger RNA, 2163 nt
Organism: Hyaloscypha bicolor E
Lineage: Eukaryota; Fungi; Ascomycota; Leotiomycetes; Helotiales; Hyaloscyphaceae
Product: general substrate transporter
Exons: 3
Coding region: 425-2014 (529 amino acids)
Biological process (GO): carbohydrate transport; transmembrane transport
Cellular component (GO): membrane
Molecular function (GO): carbohydrate:proton symporter activity
Source: RefSeq, a predicted model, not a curated record
UGGAAGGUCGCCCCUCCAUUUCCCGCUUUUCACCCAGAAUCCAGAUCCGGGGCCCCUCACGGAGAACAACAGUCUGGCCGGCCAAAGGUGCGUCCACAGAGUAUUAAGUCAAUUUUGAUGGGACCCCUCCUAAAUGCUGCCCAAGGAUUUGCCUCUAUGCGGAAUAUGCGGAAUAUGCGGAAACUCUACUAAGUUAUUCCUCGUCCAGUAGAUUGCAAUAAUCUAUAAAGCCCGCCUGCAUUCCAGCUUUGGACCUUUAGAUUUCUACCAUCCGUUAUUUCCCAGCCAUUCUUCAGCCGUUACCCUUACAUCGAGUAGCAAAGCAUAUCUUCUUAUUUCUCCAUCCAAAGGUUGGCCACUUCCGAUUUGCAACCUGAUUCUCGACACCGUGGUCUCUGCUCGAAAGACUCAGAACGAAGUCACCAUGGACCCCGAAAAGAAUAUGGCCGUUACACACAUGGACCAGCCCAUCGACUCGAGUGGUGAAACAGCUGCUCAUCUUGCGAACCAAGAAGAUCACGAGCAAACCAGGAUGCAAGCCAUCAAGCAAAAUCCAUGGGCAUUUGCAUGGUGUAUGUAUGCCGUCUGGCUUACUCUUCUCGUAAGCUUUGAGAACCAGGCAUCUGGAAUUGUGAUCGGUAUUCCACAAUUUCGGAAGGAUUUUGGGUACUUCGCAGACGGCACUUAUGUUCUCCCUGCGAAUUGGCAGGCUGCAUUCAGUGGUGGGCCUGUUGCAUCAACAGCAAUUGGAGCUUUGACAGCCGGAUUCUUUGCCGAUCUAAUUGGCCGCAAGAAGACGAUCAUCGCAGUCCUUGCCAUCUCAUUUGGCUCCGUAACCAUGGAAGUGGUCUCAACCACCAACCCGCUUUUCUUCGCUGGGAAAAUUGUUAACGGUUUUGCCGUCGGAGUCUUAGCAGCUGUCUGCCCAACGUAUAUCGGCGAGCUUACUCCCCUUGCUCUCCGCGGCUUGUUUACUUGCCUCAUGGCCCUGGCCUAUACCAUUGGUCCCUUCACCGCUGCUCUAAUUCUCAACUCAACUGGCACAGUUGAGACACGCUGGGCCUAUCGCGCCGUUUUCGUCUCUCAGUACGGAUUCUCCGGAAUUGCCGCACUAUUUGUUUUCUUCAUGCCCGAAUCUCCUUGGUGGCUCUGCAGCAAGGGAAACGAGGAGAAGGCAAUUCGAAGCCUCAGUCGUCUCGGCUACAAUAAAAACGGCGAAGGCCCAAAACGACUGGCAGUUAUCAAACUCACCCUCGAACAAGUCCGCAAGGAGACUGAAGGCGCUAGUUAUCUGGAAUGCUUUCGCAAAUCGAACUUGAGACGCACUAUCAUCAGUAUUGCCCCGCUCUCUAUCCAGGCUCUCUGCGGUGUCAUAUUCAUUGCCGGCUACUCUACCUACUACGCCCAGCUAGCAGGUUUCAGCACCAAGACCUCAUUCCAGCUAUUUGUAGGCCUGCAGGUCGUAUCCGUGACUGGCAAUGUUGUCUCGUGGUCGUUAAUCGAUCGGAUCGGGCGCCGCAAUCUCACUCUCUGGGGUUUGGCUUUCCUUACUGUUGUCUUGAUGCUGGCUGGUGGUACCGCUACCGCUGGGAGUGUACCAAGCAUCAAGGCUUGUCUGGGGUUCAUGAUUAUAUAUGGCUUCUUCUACAACAUGACAAUUGGCAGUACAGCUUACACAAUCCUGACCGAGAACGCGACCUCUCGGCUCAGGGUUAAGACCAUUGCAAUUGGUGUUGCAGUGCAGAAUACCUGGUACACGAUGUUCAGUUUGGUUCUGCCGUAUUUGUUCAAUCCUGAUAAGGCUAAUCUCGGGGCAAAGAUUGCCUUUAUUUUCGGUGGCAUGGCAGUACUGUGUCUCAUUUAUAUCUACUUUUAUCAGCCGGAGACGACGGGUCGCUCAUACGAGGAAUUGGAUGAACUCUACAUGAAGAAAGUCCCUGCACGCGAGUUCAAGGCUUUCGUCACAGAUGCGGAGAAACAGGGGCAGGAGGCCAGUAAGAAAACUCAUAUUUGAAGAGGAGUGUGUUUUGAUGUAUGAUGGACUUGUGGCUGGCUCGAGAAGUCAGAGAUCUCACUUUUGGUUUUCCCUAAAAUUGUUCACACCUUACUCGUAGUGCAUCCACUACUGGUGGCUCACUGGUGGCUCUAAUUCGACUUCUGCUG